Messenger RNA from Dovyalis caffra, 1056 nucleotides. NCBI's taxonomy places the organism in Eukaryota, Viridiplantae, Streptophyta, Magnoliopsida, Malpighiales, Salicaceae. The record is from the annotation of a GenBank genome assembly.
AUGGAAUCGCUAAACAAGUCGGUAAACAAAGACUCCAUACUCGUGACGUACUUGCGCGGUGGCGCCGGAUCUCCAAUGAAAUCGCCAGGAAGCGACAGAUUCUCUUGCAAUUACCAGCGCAGCAGCAGCGGGAGUUCCAGGUCGCCGUUGUCGCCGCUUCAGAAUGUGAAGACGCCGAUGAUGGCGGAAGAUGAAGUUCUGGUGAUGGAUGGAGUUCUGGUGUCGCCAUUAGUCGGAAGUCGAUCAUCAUCCAACUCUUCCUCUUCUUCUUCGGGAAAGAGCGCGUAUAAGAAGGAGCUUUGCAGAGCUUGGGAGGAUCUUGGACACUGCCGCUAUGCCUCCAAUUGUCAGUAUUCUAAAACUGGCUUAUGGAAAUCUGUACCUGAAAAUACACCUGUUCUUUUGACCAUUGCUGCUUUCUAUUAUGCCAAGUGUGUUACAAUUGUCUUUUGCAUUGAUGCAAGUACUACUCUCGUUCUUUUGUCAAUUGAUGAGGAUGCUUGUUACAUGCAGUUUGCACAUGGAAAAGAAGAGCUUCAUCCAACUCAUUUGCCCAUCAAAAACAAAGCAGUGGUACAUACUUGCAAGUCAUAUGCUAGCAGUCCCAGAUCAAGUCCAUAUGUCUCAAAGUGCCGCAUUAUUCCUCCUGCCUUGACAAAAGUAGCAGUUGCAGCAAACCAAACAGCCUUCUCUGCCAUGCCAGAAUAUGCCAGCAUCAGCCCCAUCACCAUCUCAUCUGAAAAAUCCAGCAAGGAUAGUAGCACUCCAAUCUCCACACCCGAUCACUUUGGCAGAACCUAUAUCCCUACCAGGCCAGAACAUUGCAACAAAAGCCCAGCUGGUUACAUCAAAUCUGAAGAAUCUAGAAUGGUUAUCACUGCCACCAUCAGCUUGGACUGCUGGUUACCAGAGGAUGAUGGCAUUGAGAUUGCCUUGCCUCAUCAAACUGACAAAUUCAUAUCAAGGGAAGAAGUAGAUGCCCAUAUUCACAGUGUUCUUUAUGGUCCAGCUACAAAGAAGAGGUUGCCUGUGUUCCGUGAAUUGUGCCCUGGAUAG